This is a messenger RNA of Momordica charantia (bitter melon), 4655 nucleotides long. RefSeq names its product protein NUCLEAR FUSION DEFECTIVE 4. The record is from RefSeq and is a predicted model, not a curated record. Gene Ontology annotation, cellular component: membrane. NCBI's taxonomy places the organism in Eukaryota, Viridiplantae, Streptophyta, Magnoliopsida, Cucurbitales, Cucurbitaceae.
UUUGUGUGUCCCCCAUGGCACAGUUACCCGCGGGAAAUUUUACGAACUCGGUCGAAUCAGACGAUGCGGAGAUGACUCGGGCAGAAUCAGAUUGUGAAUCGAGAGUUCGAGAGAUUGACAAGUGUCACGCGACGAACAUGGAGGAGGAAGAGGAACCGGAACAUGAACAGCACAAAGCAAAUGCAAUUCAACGGAAUUGGAAAUGGAGACGCCCAGAUUAAACAACAAAUGGGUAUCAACAGUUGCUAGCGUAUGGAUUCAAUGCACCAGUGGGUCUCUCUACACCUUCUCCAUCUACUCGCAAACCCUCAAGUCCACUCAGCGCUACGAUCAGUCCACUUUGGACAUUGUUUCUGUUUUCAAGGACAUCGGUGUCAAUUGCGGCGUCCUUUCAGGCUUUCUCUACUACUACGCCGCCGCUGAUGGCGGUCGUCGUGGACCGUGGAUUGUCCACUUGGCCGGUGCAAUUCAGUGCUUCUUGGGUUAUUUCCUUAUCUGGGCUGCCGUUGCUGGGCUCUUCCCUCGGCCGCCGGUUCCCGCUAUGUGCCUUUUCAUGUUGGUGGCUGCUCAUGCUCAGAGCUUCUUCAACACGGGUAACGUUGUCACUGGCGUUCGUAAUUUUCCCAGUUAUAGUGGGACGAUUGUCGGAAUCAUGAAGGGGUUUCUUGGUUUGAGUGGAGCAAUAUUGAUUCAAGUAUACGAGACUAUAUUUGAUGAACAGCCUACUUCGUUUAUUCUGAUGUUGGCACUGCUACCCACCCUUAAUUCCUUAUUGUUCAUGUGGUUUGUGAGAAUUCACAAUACAAAUGAUGGAAUUGAGAAAGAGCAUCUCAAUACCCUAUCCAUAAUCACUCUGCUAGUUGCUAUUUACCUUAUGUUCAAGAUAGUUCUAGAGCAUAUUUUCACCUUCCAAUUCCCUCUACACGUUGCUGCAUUUGUUCUACUUUUGAUGUUGCUUGCAUCUCCUCUAUAUAUUGCAAUCAGAGCCCAGCAGACAGAAUCCACUAAUAUUUUGCUCUCUUCUCUUACCGAGAGUGACCAACUGAUUGGUCACUCCAAUCAAGCGAUCAUGGAUUUUGACAAUGAAUGGCCAAGGGAAUCUGAAGAAAACCUUAACCUCUUGCAAGCUUUAUACACCAUAGACUUUUGGAUUUUGUUUUUUGCAACGGCUUGCGGCAUGGGAACAGGAUUAGCUACAGUGAAUAAUAUCAGCCAGAUAGGAUUAUCUCUUGGUUACACAAGCUUGGAGAUAAGUACUUUGGUUUCAUUGUGGAGCAUCUGGAACUUUUUUGGUCGUUUUGGAGCUGGAUAUGUAUCAGAUUAUUUUCUACAUGCAAGAGGAUGGGCUAGGCCGUUAUUCAUGUUCCUCACUCUGACAAUCAUGAGCAUUGGACAUGUAGUGAUUGCUUCUGGCCUGCCAGGUGCUCUUUUUGCUGGUUCGGUGAUAGUGGGUGUUUGUUAUGGUUCUCAGUGGUCACUAAUGCCAACAAUUACUUCUGAAAUAUUUGGUGUUGUACACAUGGGUACUAUAUUCAAUGCUAUUACAAUAGCGAGCCCUAUUGGAUCUUAUUUAUUUUCAGUUAGAGUUGUUGGGUAUAUAUAUGACAAGGAAGCAUCAGGUGAAGGAGACACUUGUACUGGAACAAACUGCUUCAUGUUAUCAUUUCUGAUUAUGGCUCUUGCCACCCUUCUGGGCUCUUGGGCAGCCCUCGGAUUAUUUUUCUGGAGAAGAAGUUUCUACGAUCAAGUGGUUUUUAGAAGGCUGCAACAUUCUUCAAGUGGAUAAAGGAAUAAAUACCACAUGGUGCAUACAAAGUGAAAUGCGGAGGUUUUUUCUGGUCACUGCUAGCAAGUUAUCUUUGCAGGAUCUUGUGUGAAAUCCGCAAAUUGAAGCACUAGUGCUACUGCUUCGUGUUCUUUCAACCUGCAGGCUAAUUAUACUAGAUACGUUAGCCGAUUCUUGUGGCAACUUAAACUUGCUCCUAGAGUAUCUUGUACGUAGAAGAUAUUGUAUGUACAUGGUUGUAGUGUGAGAAUAAUACACAUUUGUUGCUUCUGAGCCGCUUUAUUAGUAAGUUAGUGCUCUUUAACCUCACAGUACUCAAACUGAGAGAGGAUUUAUUGAUUAAAAUUUCUCUUUAUAUUUAUAAUGUCUUCCCUUUCCGUCUUUCUCACAACAGACAUAUGUCAGCGUCUCUGACUUUGCUGUAACUUCUUCUGCUGCUGAGAAAAUACUAUGAAAUAUUUUCUUCGUUAACUUUGCAUGGUGGUUUAUAGUGCGCUUUUAGAUUUAGAUGAGGAAUAGGAGGGUUUUAUAGAAACAGUUAACGAUGGAAGACCGCCAGGGGUCCAGGGGAGGGAAGAUAAGGAAACCUACGGGCUGUACUAGGAGCUUAGAAUAAGGAAUUGAAAUGACUAAUCUCCAAUGGUCGCAAAGCAAUAGUUCUAUCUCUCUUUUGUUGUUUGUUACAUCAGUAAACACGACGAAUAUUGGUAACUCUAUAAUUACUUUUAUCCAUAUGUGAUGAAAUAAAACUUUCUGUUACUAUCAUUAUUAUGCACUAAUCACUUGGACUGGCACAAAAAAUUUAAUACUUCUAACUGGAUUUUGAGCAUAACAAUGGGUCAUAAUUGAAUUUUAGAUUCAAUAUGAGGUUUCCUUAAGAAAUUUGGAACUUGUUAAUACUUCUUGUGGAAAUGUUUUCAAUCCAAAGGAUAAUCACCAGAUUUGGUGGCAAGAAAACUCGUAGAUAGGUGGUCACCACAGUUUGGAGCCGUUCUCUCUCAGCCCCUUUACUAUGCAGUUUUCCUAUUCAUUUUGUCAAAAUCACCUUUAUGCCUUUAUUUCGUGAAAGAUGUUGCUCUCUAUUUCCUUCCCUUCUCCCCCGGCAAACAGAAAAUUAGUCUCCACAUAUUCACUGAGGAUUUGUUAUCUUGUUGAACUAGUUCUUUGCUCUAUACUUCUAUAUGGUUGAACUAGUUCUUUGCUCUUGAGCUAGUUCGUGAAAGAUGUUGCUCUCUAUUUCCUUCCCUUCUAAGUUUGAGAGUAUCGUUAAAUUCGUAGAUGCAUUAAAGAAAAAGAAGGUUUUAAUUUUGUGUACUUCUAGGUAACUCGGCUUAUCCUUGAGAUUUCCAAGAGUUCCAUUUUUACUUCUACUUGUUUUCCUCCCUUUAUAUUUUAGUUUGCUCUUUUUCAACUGUGGAAGAGGUGGUUGAGCUACUGAUUUGUUGUUUAACUUAUAGAAUUCUGUUUUGGUAUUCUGAUGUCAUUUACUUUAGUGCAGGAUAAUAUUAUCCUUGAAUCUUCUUCAGAUAUUUAUAACCAUUUUCUAUCUUUCGAGAUUCAAUUGUCAUGGUAAUAAGAUUGUAGUUUCUAAUACGUUCGAGAAUAUACUCCUUUAGGUAUCUUGGUUUUGUCCUUCAGAUUUUCAAGAGUUGCAUUUAUACUAGAAUCCCAAAACCCGAGUUUAGUUUGCCAUUUUUUGGAGUGAGAAGGAGGUGGUUGAGCUAUUGACCCUAUGGUCAACUUAUGGAUUGAUUUAUCACAUAUUCUAUGGAUUUAUGUUCGAGAUUUUGAUGUCUCUUACUUUAGCUGCAGGAUAUCUUAUUCUGUAACCUUAUUAGUAGAUAUUACUGUUUUCAAUCUUUCUGGACCUGCCUGAUGAGAUCAUUGAUGAGUUUAAAAGAAAUUAGAAAAAGGAACUACGCCGUGCGUCCAAUAGAAGCUAUCAUAUAUCAAAUUUGCCACAUCUACUGUUAUGCAUAUGCCACUAUCUCAGCUCACUCCCAAACCAACGGCAGGUACGAGUUAAAAUUUUAGUUGGCAGGAUAGCUAUGAAGAUUAAUGCCCGUCUUCGCUAAAUUCCUAAUGGAUUUAUAUUCAAGUGCUGCACAUGCAUGAUUAUAUUAUACUCAUCAUUCAGUCACUCAUCUUCAACUUCUUGUCUGCUGACUAGUUUGAAGGAGAGCCUAGGCCUAUUGGGGCUCACAUUUGAGCACACCUUUGACCCUUAGCUCGACACCAUGUCAGGCGGUCAGUGGUCUUACUCGUUAAGCUUUGGUUUCAGGUCCCGCCAUCUGUUCGACCAAGAGGAACACUCCUAUCUUGAAAGCAAAAGCUAAACCAUCUUCGCCAACUACUGUAGCAAUGAUCCAUCCUACAACAUCUGCUGUCGCGGUUCAAGAAUCAGCCGAUAUGGAUGACUCUAUGGAGGAUAUGAAAGCUCUUAGUUCACUUGAUGGAAGAUAGAGGGUCAGUGUGUUGGUCAAUUGCAAGAGAAAGGAGAUUCAUUCUUCCAAUUCAAUAGACCAAAAUAUAACGGCUAUUCUUCUGGGAUUCUUUACCAUUUAUUCACUGAGUUGAACAGAAGAUAAGAAAAGCUUCAAGCUACGGCAGUCUUCUAGUUGUAAUAUGAGGGGAAGAAAUGAAUAUCGGCAGAGCCUGUUCACUACACGGCUCGGGUUGUUCUUCGAGCCCCACGUCUUCCUUCCCCGUUUUACCGUCUAAAGUACAUAGUUGGCGACUCUACUGCCUGAUAACGUGAAGAAGUCUGACCUUAUACAAAUGUGUAUAUGUAUUAUGCAUACUAUACAUGAAUAUGAAAUCUGCACGAGGUGAUGGGUAAAUAAAGCAACCGUUUAUAAAAGUUUCACAA